AUGACGGAGCUUACGGCAUCCGAUUUGCAAGAUGUACUGGCAUUCACCACGGCCCUAGCCCGCACCGCCGGGGCCAUCAUCCUCGAAGGGUCUCAGGCGAUCCAGUCCGCUCCUGCAUCGGACGUGAACGAGAAGAAAAACUCGGUCGAUCUCGUCACCGAGUUUGACGUGAAAGUCGAAGAGGUUGUCAAGGCUGCGAUCGCUAAAGCCUACCCUCACUUCCAAUUCAUCGGCGAAGAGUCUUACGCCGCUGGGUCCCGACAGCCCGUAACGGACGAACCCACUUUUUGUGUCGAUCCCAUUGAUGGUACUACCAAUUUCGUGCACGGAUUUCCCUUCGUGUGCAUCUCUCUGGGGCUCAUAUACAAGAAGAGGCCCGUUCUUGGUGUCAUCUACAAUCCAUUCUUGGACCAUCUGUACUCCGGCGUGAAGGGCCAAGGAUCGCACCUGACCCGAGGAAGCGAGACCUUGAAGCUUCCCCUGGGUUCCCCGAAAACUUUUCCGUCGUUGUCGCAAGGCUUGCUAGCCAUUGAAUGGGGGUCCGACCGGACCUUCCCUGUUCUUGCGCCGAAAUCCGAGUCCUUCUUGAAACUGGCCGGUGAUCCCACCCCGGAAAAGUCUGGUGGAAGUCGCAUGGCGCAUUCCCUGCGAUCGCUCGGAAGCGCAGCCCUCAAUUUUGCGAUGGUCGCUCAGGGCGGACUCGACCUUUACUGGGAGAUAGGCUGCUGGCCCUGGGAUGUCUGCGCUGGAAUCGUCAUCGCCCAAGAAGCCGGGUGUUUGGUGACGGGAUCCAAAGAUUGCGUGCACGACGGGAACGUAACGGAGGAGAUCUUGACGGGAAGGAAAUAUCUGGUCAUUCGCGGAGUGGCUGAUACCCCAAGCGAAAGUGGUUAUGACGCUCAAAGAAGGCUCAUACGCGAUUUCUACGAGACUGUUGCUGAUGUGACGCCCAACUAG
This is a messenger RNA of Punctularia strigosozonata HHB-11173 SS5, 957 nucleotides long. RefSeq names its product inositol monophosphatase. Gene Ontology annotation, molecular function: inositol monophosphate 1-phosphatase activity. NCBI's taxonomy places the organism in Eukaryota, Fungi, Basidiomycota, Agaricomycetes, Corticiales, Punctulariaceae. Gene Ontology annotation, biological process: signal transduction; inositol metabolic process. Bases 1 to 957 code for a protein of 318 amino acids. The transcript has 8 exons. The record is from RefSeq and is a predicted model, not a curated record.